GGACAAGUUUACUACAGUACAUCGCUCGAUUUAAUUGGGCGAUGGCAGGCGCGAUUCCGGCGGGUUGUUCCACAUUGCUCAUGUUGCUCGGGUUACUCCUGCUUAUCUGCACGGGUGGUUUACCACUAGUGCGUGGCGCAGACACGGUCUCCGCGGGCCGGCCGCUCUCCGGCAACCAGAAACUGGUCUCCGCGGGAGGCAAGUUCGCCCUGGGAUUCUUCCAGCCAAACGGAGGAGCCGCCGGCAGAUGGUACAUCGGCAUCUGGUACCACAACAUCUCGAUGCAGACCCCAGUCUGGGUGGCCAACCGCGACAGCCCGGUCCGGGACCCGGCCACGUCGCGCCUCGCCAUGGCGCCCGACGGCAACCUCGCCCUCUUCGACGGUAAUUCCUCCAGCUUAUCGCCCGUCUGGUCUACCAACGCCAACGCCAGCUCCAUCGCAGGCGCCACGGGCGUUAUCGCCGUGCUCCUCGACACGGGCAACCUGGUGCUCGCGCCGGCGUCGUCCAACGCGUCGUCCGCGGUGCCACUGUGGCAGAGCUUCAACCACGUCGGCGACACGUGGCUCCCGGGCGGGAAGCUGAGGCGCGACAAGCGCACGGGCGAGAUCCAGGGGAUGGUGUCCUGGAGAGCGCGCGGGGACCCUGGCACGGGCAGCUACGCGCUGCAGCUGGACCCGUCCGGGACGCCGCAGUACGUGCUGCUGUGGAACGGGACGCGCGAGUACUGGGCAACGGGCAACUGGACGGGCCGGUCCUUCACGGGCGCGCCCGAGGUGGCCGCGUCCAGCGGCGGCUCCGGGUACAGCUUCGAGUUCGUGGACAACGAAGUGGAGAGCUACUUCACGUACAACUUCGCCGUGAAUUCGACGGUGUACCGGUUCGUGAUGGACGUGUCGGGGCAGGUGAAAGGGUGGUUCUGGGUGGAGGCCACGCAGGGGUGGAACCUUGUGUACGCCGAGCCCAAGGACCCGUGCGUCGUGCCGCGCGGCUGCGGCGCUUUCGGCGUGUGCAGCGAGAGCGCUUCCGCGGCGUGCGACUGCGCCAGGGGGUUCCGCCCGCUGAGUCCAGCGAGCUGGGCUCUCGGUGAUUUCACCGCCGGGUGCGUGCGUGGCUCCCAGCUGCAGUGCGCCAAGAAUAGCAGCGGGGGCUUGAACAAAGUGGAGCAGGACAAGUUCCUUCGCAUGGAUGUCGUGAGGCUCCCGGAUGACGGUCGUGUCUUAACCGGAGCCGCGAGCUCUGGAGGUGACUGCCAGCGGGCGUGCCUAGGGGACUGCACGUGCUCUGCCUACGCCUACAACGGCAGCUGCUUCCUGUGGCACGACGACCUUUUCAACUUACAGGGCGGUGUCGGCGAGGGAAGUCGCCUCUACCUCCGUCUGGCGGCCUCGGAGCUCCCAGGCGCGAGGAGCCACAAAUGGCGGAACAUCAAGAUUGUCCUCGGUGCACUAGGCGUCUUCUGCUUCGUGAUCGCUGCCUCCAUUCUUCUCGUUCGUGUAACAAGGAAGAGAAGAGCAAAGAGAGUCAACGGUCUCACCAUCGGCGAUGGCUCUGUGACCAGCUUCAAGUACAAGGACCUGCAGUUCCUGACCAAGAAUUUCUCCGACAAGAUUGGCGGCGGCGCCUUUGGGUCGGUGUUCAAGGGCCAGUUCUCCGACAACACCGUCGUGGCCGUGAAGAAGCUGGAAGGGCUGCGGCAGGGCGAGAAGCAGUUCCGUGCCGAGGUGAGCACGCUGGGCACCGUCCAGCACGUGAACCUGAUCCGCAUGCUCGGCUUCUGCUCCGAAGGCGGCGACCGGAAGCUGCUCGUGUACGAGUACAUGCCCAACGGGUCCCUCGACCGGCACCUGUUCCGCAAGACGUUCUACGUGCUGAGCUGGAAGGCGCGGUACCAGGUGGCGCUGGGGGUUGCCAAGGGGCUGUCCUACUUGCACGACAAGUGUCGGGACUGCAUCAUCCACUGUGACGUCAAGCCGGAGAACAUCCUCCUGGACGGCAGCUUCGCGCCCAAGGUGGCGGACUUUGGGCUCGCCAAGCUCGUCGGCCGGGACUUCAGCCGGGUGAUCACCACAAUGCGCGGCACCAUCGGGUACCUGGCGCCUGAGUGGAUCAGCGGCGAAGCGAUCACGGCCAAGGCUGACGUGUUCAGCUACGGGAUGAUGCUGUUCGAGAUCGUGUCCGGGAGGAGGAACAUCGAGGAAGGGCAGAGGCGGUUCGAGAUCGAGAUGUCAUCGUCAACGGCAGCGACAGCUGAUGCCGGUGGAGAGCAAGCGACGGCAACGGCGACGUCGUUCUUCCCUUUGGUGGUCGCCAGGAGGCUAAUGGAGGAAGGGGAUGUGAAGCCGUUGCUGGAUCCCGAGCUGGAAGGGGACGCCAACGCCGAGGAGCUGAGGAGGGUGUGCAAGGUCGCCUGCUGGUGCAUCCAGCACAGUGUCGACGCGCGGCCGACGAUGGCCGUAGUGGUGCAGGCACUCGAAGGGUUAACGAACGUCGAGAUGCCACCGGUGCCUGUGUACCUUGAAGUGCUCGCUGGACGGCCAGCGCAUGAGACGGCGGACCAUAGCUUGUAUUACACGCCUGAUGCGGUGUAAUAAAAGUGUAAAACCGUGGAAUUGGCAAUGCUGUGGUAGUGUGAAAGUUAUUAUUUUCGCUCAAUUUUCUAGGCGCAGCUCGCUCAAUUUAAUUGAUGAUCUACGUGGGAGUGGACCGAGAAAAUUCUUGUAAGUCAAAAGUGAACGAACCUAAAUGUUUAAUAUUUCUCCAACAAGAA
Molecule: messenger RNA, 2770 nt
Organism: Brachypodium distachyon (stiff brome)
Lineage: Eukaryota; Viridiplantae; Streptophyta; Magnoliopsida; Poales; Poaceae
Product: G-type lectin S-receptor-like serine/threonine-protein kinase At2g19130
Exons: 1
Coding region: 42-2591 (849 amino acids)
Biological process (GO): recognition of pollen; protein phosphorylation
Molecular function (GO): ATP binding; protein serine/threonine kinase activity
Source: RefSeq, a predicted model, not a curated record